Molecule: messenger RNA, 1668 nt
Organism: Notothenia coriiceps (black rockcod)
Lineage: Eukaryota; Metazoa; Chordata; Actinopteri; Perciformes; Nototheniidae
Gene: trappc6bl
Product: trafficking protein particle complex subunit 6B, like
Exons: 7
Coding region: 191-682 (163 amino acids)
Biological process (GO): regulation of GTPase activity; endoplasmic reticulum to Golgi vesicle-mediated transport
Cellular component (GO): TRAPP complex; cis-Golgi network; trans-Golgi network
Source: RefSeq, a predicted model, not a curated record
UAACUGGAUGUGUGAUUGUUGUAACAGCAUGUAAGGCGUUGCCACCAGGUGCUUUUCAACUUAACUGCAGUGUUAAAUUCACGCUAACUCCGCCUUCCUGGUCCAGAGGGGUACCCUGAAUAGAAUAUCGAGUGCAACCCAGGAAACAAGUUUAUGUUUACUUCGUGUAGCCUACACUCAAUUGACAGGAAUGGCAGACGAGUGUUUGUUUGACUUUCUCCAUAUGGAGAUCGUCUCACAUAUGUACACGGAGCAGCAAUCCAGUAAAGGGGAGAUGGAUAACAAGGAUAGAGCUGUCUGUGUUUCUGUCCUUGAAAGCAUGGGCUUCAGGGUGGGACAAGGAAUCAUUGAGAGGUUGACCAGGGACUCUCCCAGCUUCAAGGAUGAGUUGGAUGUAAUGAAGUUUGUCUGUAAAGACUUCUGGACGAAGGUGUUCAGGAGGCAGGUUGACAACCUCAGAACAAACCAUCAGGGUACCUAUGUCCUGCAGGACAACAAGUUCUCUUUUCUAACUCAGCUCUCAAGUGGAAAACAGUACCUGGAUCAGGCUCCUAAGUACCUCGCUUUUUCCUGUGGUGUGGUGAGAGGAGCUCUUUCUAACCUUGGUAUGGACAGCGUGGUGACAGCCGAGGUCUCUGUUAUGCCAUCUUGUAAGUUCCAAGUGGUGGUCCAGAAGUUGUGACCUGAUCCUCUGUACUACCCUGGAGCAGAUAAACAGGGCCCUGAAGGCUUCAGUUAAUCCGUAAGAGUAGUUCCUGUCCAACCACAGAUGGAAUCAAACAUCACCCUGAUUCCCACAACUUAGUCAAAGAGGACUAGGCAGGUUCCGCUAAAAAACAAGGUGCCGAUGAAAAGGCAUAAAGGAUUCAGGGCUUACCUUCCCUUGUCAUACUCUGACACAGUACACAAUUUGUUUUAUUUCUUGUGAGUUUUUAUUAUUUGAGUAUGGUUAACUGAAAUAAUGUAUUUUGUUCUCAAAUGUAGUUUUCACAAAUAAUUGGAACCUGGCCCUACCUGACCUGGCAGAGCUUUUUAAUAAAGUAUCUACAGUCACUGGUGUUAAUGCAAUAAUGUGAAUGUAUAGUGAAUGAAUAGGUCAUUUAAUAUUCUUUGUAAUUUGUUACAAUUUUGAGAGCUCAAUUUGAGAGGACAUACAAACAAAUAAAAGGCAUCAUUGAAAAUGUGUUGUUUUUUUAAGAUAGAACAACUACCAUCUAUUUGACCAUCCAUCGAAAAAGUAGCUUUUUGAAAAUGAUAGCAGCUCACAUCAAAUUCAUAAUUGAAUGCACAUUAUCUGUAACUAGUUCCUGGUGCUGUGCUCUGCCUUGUAGCAGACUGCCUUUCGGGGCUGGGUCAUUCAUGAAUGCUUUUGUUUUUUUUAAAUUUCAGUUCAUUUAAAGGCAAAAUGCAAGUCUAGAAUUAGCCAUUGCUGCAGAAAUUUAACUUUUUUCGAAUUACGUUGAUUUACUGGAUGUGAUAUCGGUUUCUCAGCAACAGUCUCUUUCUUUGUAGUGAUAUUAUAUUUUGGAGUUUACAAACUAUUAUUUCUUGUACCAAAAUGUAAAUGUGUUGUCCUUCUGUACAGAUGAAUUUGUGUAGUACAUAGUAAUGAGAUUUGCCUUGCUGCAAAUGUGAUUAAAUGGUGUUUUAUGGCUUGACAUAAUUGUG